CAAAAAGGCACGUGACACUGCUAUCAAGUAUUGCGAAACCGCAUUAUCGCUCUGUUCAGCAACAUUAAUGAGUAUAUAACAAGUACAUUGAUGUGUCUAUACCAUACCUAAGUAUUAGAUUUUCUAUGUAAAUCAAAAUGGUACAUGGAACCGGAAGUUUUGGUGGUGGUGGUGGAGGAGGCGGAUUCAGUGGUGGUGGUGGAUUUUCUUUCAGCGCAACUACCUACCACACCCAUCACUAUCAUUCAAGGAGAAGUGGCGAAGCUGGCGAUUGCGACUGCUCAUGGAUUUGUGUGUGUUUAUGCUGUCGUGGACAAUCUUUUCAAGUCCGAAUUUGCACGUUGUGGACAUGGAUCGUAGCAAUAAUUUUGAUAACCUCGUUGAUAACAGUUUUCCACGUGAACAAAACACAAAAGAUUGAAGCUACUGUAACUGAUAUGCGAAAAGUUCCGAAGACGUUUUCGGAAACUUUCUGUGAUGGUGUUACCGUUACGUCACACAAAUCAACGUUUAAUGCAUAUUUAAUGGACGGAGAACCGUCUAAUUAUCUAGGAAAGCUACAGCAUAUUACCUUUCAGAAGAAAACUCAAAUAAAAUACAAUAGUUAUGAAUACUGGGGAUUUUACUUGCUGGCAAACUCCAGGAUUGAAAUUUCCGCAUGCCCGGAUUCUUCCCUUGACUUCGUAAUCAUUAAAGGAGAAAAGGAUUUCAGCAAGUUUAAAAAAGACGAAUGUUUUUACUCGUGUAGUGUUUUUAGUAAAACUUUUUAUUGUUAUUCUAACAAACCGCGUGUGUAUCAAUACACAGUUAAGGCAGAUGACGAGUAUUACUUAAUAUUUGCAAAUCGAUAUAUUAUGCCGUUCCCAACUGGCCUGGCGGUCAAUUUCACUUUGGACAAACGUUUGUAUGAUGUUUCGAAUCAUGUGGAAGAAUGUGCUAAUUCGGAGACUUCUCCUACUUGUACUCUAAAUUUCCACUCACUACACAGCCAUCCAUCUAUCGUUCUAAACGUCACUUCCAGUUCCGACUUGGAAGGAGAUGCUGAAAUCGAAGUAGCUUGCAUUUCGAGGAAAUGGGUAUACGUUAUGAUAUUUUUUCUAGUCCCUACAGUCCUUGGAUUAUUAGGAACAAUGCUUAUAGUAAAAAAAUACCGAAAGAAAUCGACAAACACACCAACUUCUACUCGUUCCAACGCACCUUUCAAUGCACUUCCGAGUGUUUUGGAAGAAGAAAGGCAACAAGCAUCUGCUCCAGCGGCAGGGCCCGGCUACGGUAGUGUGACGCCACCUCCCAAGUACGAGGAAAGCGGAGGAGCUCCCCCAAGUUAUGAAGAAGCUACACGGAAGUGACGAGAUCCAAAUCUGAGCAAAAUUUUACUUUGUGUUGACAGGUUAACAAUGAAAAUUGAAUGUGACGUUUAUUAUUGAAUUUCUAGACAAAAAGUGAUAUUUUUUCUCAGGAAAACUUUUUACAUUUUGUGCAGACUCUUAUGCUCGGGUAUCUCUUUGAAAAUCUCAGAAUGACUUUUUGUUUUCUGAAGAUACAUUUAUACUAAAGUUUAACUUUUCUGAAAAAAAAAUUAUUUUCUCAUAUGUUGAAUUUAAUGAUAUACCUGAAAAAUUUAACAACUGACCAAGGAAUUAUAUUUACCAGACUGAUAAGUGCAUAUUAUCAUUAAGAAAAAUUAGGGGCCAAUUUGUUGUGAGGAAAUAUUGAUAUUCAUAUACGUGUACAAUCAUGUCAUUUGACACAGUCAAUUUGCUGGCAAUUUAAUUCAUUGGUAUAUAUGUAUAUGUGUAUUGACUUUCGUAUUUUAUAGGU
Messenger RNA from Saccostrea cuccullata (small rock oyster), 1821 nucleotides. RefSeq lists its product as uncharacterized. NCBI's taxonomy places the organism in Eukaryota, Metazoa, Mollusca, Bivalvia, Ostreida, Ostreidae. The record is from RefSeq and is a predicted model, not a curated record. The coding region runs from base 138 to 1349 and encodes 403 amino acids. The transcript has 2 exons.